AUGCAAGACGGGACAAGCGCGCAAGACGGAACAAACCUACAAGACGAAUCGCCUCUCCAAGAUUCCUUGCCCGUAGAGACAGAAACCCCUCAAGAGGAGGUAAAGAUGCAAUCCAUGGCCCCAUCUUCUGACACACCUGUUCAAGAGUUUACCUGUACGGCGAUAGCGGAUAUUGACAGAGCCGACAGCCCUGUUGAAGACCCUAAGGUUAUCCUCAAGAACCUACAGGAGACUUUUCAGAACAUAAUCGACGAUAAAAUAGCGAACAUACCUCUUCGCUUGAUAGAUACCCACAGCGGCAUCCUAUACACCAGCAAUGACCUGGAGGGGAUUUUCAAAGAGUCAGAGGAGUACCGGCGACUCUACGGAAACCUUCUAUCAACUUCCGUGUCUAAGCUUCAGCGCAAAGUUGACAAGUUCUUUCGAUAUGCAAUGCUCUCCCACAAGUGGGCAAGUGCGGCGGACGAACCUCAGUAUUGGCAGAUCAAGGGAAGUUUAUAUGAGAUGGAUUCCCCACGGGAAAUCUCCAAGCUGCAACAGUUCUGUACCACCUCGAAGAAAGAAGGCUACCGAUGGGCAUGGAGCGAUACGUGUUGUAUCGAUAAAACGAACAACGCUGAGCUUCAGGAAUCCGUCAUCUCUAUGUUUUCUUGGUACAAGGAUUCGGCAAUCACUAUCGUCUACCUUGCAGACGUUUCCGAUAUUUCGCAGUUGAAGGAUAGUCAGUGGUUCAAGAGAGGCUGGACGUUGCAGGAGCUCCUCGCACCCCAAUUCAUUCGAUUCUACAAGCAGGAUUGGCAGCCACUAAUCGAUUCUGAUCAGAAUCACAAAGUCGAACUUCUGUCCAUUCUCCACGACAUCACUCACAUCGAUAUCGAUGUUUUGAAGGUAUUUCAACCCGGCGUCGAUAACGUCAAGAAGCGGUUGAGUUGGGUGGGCAAUAGGACAACCAAGAAGAUCGAAGACAUUGCCUAUUGUCUCAUGGGUAUUUUCGGCAUCCACAUGCCUGUAAUGUACGGGGAGAAACAUAAUGCCUUUGUGCGGCUUCAGAAGGAGAUCAUGGCGCUUACUGAUGACCUCUCACUCUUCGACUGGUUGGGAGAGUCGUCGACCCUUCACAGUUACUUUGCUGCGCAUCCGAGGUGCUUCAUGACCCCAUCUUAUGACGCUCGACAGGACUCCACUUCAUCGAAAUUCGAAUUCAGGUUGCUCAAAACUUCGAAAUGUAUCACCAGCGGCUUGUCUUCUUCAGCUCGCAAGCUUGUCAAGGACGUUUUGAGCAGCCCGCCUCACGGACGUUUCAUUGCAAAUGGGAGAAUGUGUAUGCCCUUUUUUGUUCACGAAGUGGUCACCCUUAUUCCAAACCAAAACAAACCCGGAAUUUUAAGCUAUCUCGUCAAAGCUGAAGGCCUCGCGGAGCUCGAGGUCAUCGUCACACAGCAGCUAGUUUCUUUAUAUGGAAAGAAGCUGGGCGUCAGGUAUCGCAUCGUGCGAAUGUGGGACGCGAGGCUUGUUCAACGUCCGUCUACAGACGCCGAGGCCCCUGAUGCACUGACUGUCGAUAAACAUGAUUCUCCGGAGCCACCGACAACAGAGGGCUCCCCGAAACAGAAUGAGGACAAGAAAAAGGACGGGGACGAGGAAAAGGACGAGGAAAAGGGUAAGGACGAGGACAAGGCAAAAGAUAAGCGAAAGGACAAGGAAAAGCGAAAGGACAAGGACAAGGAAAAAGAAACGGAAAGUUGGGUUGGCAGAUCCAUGGAGUUCGUUACCGACAUUGCCGACAUGGUCACUCAGAACACUGCUGUUGCAUUGAUUCGGAAGCUGCAAGAGCCGUUUGUUGCUCAACUUCUUUGUUCGCCUGGUGACAAGCAGCCUUGGCGGAGGGUUGGAACUACCACCCGCGUCAUUGCUCACGCAUCCUCUGGGUCCAUUAAUUUCAGGGCCCUCGAAAAUGUCAUUGUACACUAAAUCUUUACCACUGUAUCGCUGCUCGCACCCAUAUUGCUGUGUUGUUCAUAUUUUACUA
Messenger RNA from Suillus bovinus, 2029 nucleotides. RefSeq lists its product as uncharacterized. The record is from RefSeq and is a predicted model, not a curated record. Bases 1 to 1971 code for a protein of 656 amino acids. Lineage: Eukaryota; Fungi; Basidiomycota; Agaricomycetes; Boletales; Suillaceae. The transcript is spliced from 2 exons.